Messenger RNA from Acanthocheilonema viteae, 432 nucleotides. Lineage: Eukaryota; Metazoa; Nematoda; Chromadorea; Rhabditida; Onchocercidae. The record is from the annotation of a GenBank genome assembly.
AUGCGAACCAAUUACUCCACCACCAUGCAACCAUGUCCUCCUGGGCCGCCAGGUGAACCUGGUCCAGAAGGACAAAUGGGGGAAAUGGGACCAUCCGGAGAAUCAGGAGAGCCGGGACCCGAUGGACCAGUGGGAAAAGAGGGUACGAAAGGUGAGGAAGGUGAACGAGGUCCGGCGGGACCUCCUGGACCGCCUGGUGAUCAAGGAUCAAAAGGGCCACCGGGAAAAGCCGGAAAGCCAAGCAAGGAUGGAGCAGUCGGGGCGCCAAGACCCAAAGGAAAUCCUGGUGAAGAUGGCAAACCAGGUAAUGACAGAAAACAAGGUGAACGAGGACCAACUGGCACACCUGGCUCAGUUGGUGAAAAGGGUCUCUGUCCAAAAUAUUGUGCAAAUGACGGUGGCGUUUUCUUCGAAGAUGGUUCACGUCGUUGA